Messenger RNA from Lepisosteus oculatus (spotted gar), 2524 nucleotides. NCBI's taxonomy places the organism in Eukaryota, Metazoa, Chordata, Actinopteri, Semionotiformes, Lepisosteidae. The record is from RefSeq and is a predicted model, not a curated record.
GAGGAAGGAACACGCCUGGACCUUCCCUGUCUCCGAGCUGCCUCGGCGGAGGAGACGGACAAGUGGAGGUCGAGCAGGAUCUGCAGCAGUCGGAAUAAUGUCCGUGCAGGAGAAGGGGCUGUUACUGGAAUGAAGAAGGGGGGUUAUCCUUACAGUUUAGAAAGAUUUUCGAGUGUUGAGAAAUGUUUGGGAUUUAGAAUAAUAAAUUCCAAAAGUGCUUAUGACUUCACAUCUUUGGCUUUCACUGGAUGCGUGUGUGUUUUUUUUGGGCCAAGUUAAAGGAUUACUGUUUGGGUCUUUGUAGAUAGUAACACGUUUUAACUCCUAGUUUUCGAGAAACCUUGGCGAUUCCGUGACGCCGUCCCAGUCUUGUGCUCUUUUCCUGGGAUCCUGCAGCAGGGCUGGGCAGGAGACUCCUGCGGUAAAGUCGGGCUCCACUCGGCACCGAUCCUGUCCGCUCCGGACCUCUAGAGUCAUCUGCUUCCGGCGCCGUUCGGGAUCCACGCCACAGAUGAGCCAGAACGUUUUCUCAAGCCUAGAUAAGUCUUCGCUUUCUCCUGUCAAUCAGAGGCGUUGGCAGAAUAUUCGAAUGCCUGCCCGAACAAGUCUCUUACCCCGGCUCUGUGACCCCUGACCCCUGACCCCUGGCCCUUGAUCUCACCGUGCCCAAGAUGGAAGCCACAGGGAAGUUCGAUUUCAACGCCACUGCGGAGGACGAGCUGAGCUUCCGCAAGGGAGACAUCCUCAAGAUCUUAGCGACUCAAGAUGACUGGUUCAGAGCCGAGCUUCACGGUCAUGAAGGCUUUGUGCCCAGAAACUACAUAGAGAGACGAGUGCCCAGCUGGUACCAGGAGGAUGCCCGGCGCCUGUCUGCGGAGGAGACCCUGAUGUCCCGGGAGGUGGGCACCUUCCUGAUCCGCGGCAGCCAGAGCUCUCCGGGGGAUUUCUCAAUCUCCGUCAGGCACGAGACGGACGUGCAGCACUUCAAGGUGAUGAAGGACGGGAAGGGCAGCUACUUCCUCUGGUCGGAGAAGUUCCCCUCCCUCAACAAGCUGGUGGAGUACUACAAGACCAACUCCAUCUCCAAGCAGAAGCAGAUCUUCCUGCGGGACGGGUCCCGGGACGAGCCGCCCUUCCCCCCACACAUGCAGACCAAGAGGGGCAGUCACGAGGAGAGAGGCCACCCCUUAGCUGGUUUCGGGGGUCUUCCUAAUCCAGGAGCCCAUCGCAGGCCUUCCGACAUCCCCUCCCAACAGAUAAAGCGGAGCAGUCUGGAUGACCGGGUGCACGCCCCGCACUCGGGGAUGGGCAGCUCCGGAACCUGCGGCCCGCCUCGACGCCCAUCCGAACCCCUGCCCCCCGUACAGAGCUCAGUGUUCAGGGUGAAGGCACUAUACGACUUCAUGGCAGAAGAGAGCGACGAACUCGGCUUCCGCACCGGCGACAUCAUCGAGGUUCUGGACCGCUCGGACCCCUCCUGGUGGCGGGGGAGGCUGCGUGGGCAGACGGGCCUCUUCCCCUCUAACUACAUCGUACCACUCUGAGAACACCCCCCUCGUCCAGGGAGCAGUGGAACAUUCCGCUGAAACACAGCAUGCUUCCCUGAGAACAUGUCCAUGGCUCGGCCCAUCUCCCAUGUUAGGGGUGGGGGGGGCACGUUAGCGAUACUAAUGUUGUAGAAAAAGAUGAUUUUGGAAAGCCUCUGGCAGGGAUGGUGGCUUUCUCGAGAGAGAAUCGCUGGGCACCCCCGGGUCUCUAAUUCACUGUUUCUCAUUAUUGCUUCAGCCUCGUGUUUAAUGUGGGUUUGUCCUCCCAGCCAGCCCAGGCCGUGUAGCCGAUUCCAGCGUCCCAGCGGAGAUCGGUCUCCUGCGGCCUUUUGUCCGUGCUCCUUACCGAGCGCGAUGAGCGGCACUCCUGCGAAAACCCUGAGCACCCCCAGGGAAACUUCCCCGGCCCAAUCCCAACAAACGGAAUUGCUGUCGUUUGUGUGUGUUUGUUUGUUUUACAAAAAGAAACUGCUUGCAACGGGACCAAACCUCUCGGAGUGCGGCCUGCCCCAGCAGCUCGCGGAUUUCGCAGGCAGUGGCGGCUCAUCGCGGCCGGCGUGACAUGCGGGUCCGCGUGCCGUCUGCAGGACCCUCGGCUCCCCGCGACUCCUCACCCCCCUGCCCUGCUAGACGUUGAGUCUGCUGGUCUGCGUGUGCGCGUGUGCGUGUGUGUUUAUGAGGGUCCAGUGCUCCAAGGCGCAAAGCAUGCUCCUUGUUGGCUCUGGACACGCUGACCUCCAGUAGCAACAGGGGUCAGUCUGUGCCUCUCGCCGGCUCCCGGAGUCCUGCCGGAGGAUCGGCCACAUCCGAGAGACGUCCCCAGUGCAUCGUGGGCCAUCCCCGCUCGCCGGACAGCGGCACCGGUCCAUCUCAGUCCAGGACCGGUCCUCUGUUUCUUCCCAAGUGCCUUGCCGUCCCAAGAGUCCAUUGCCCGUGUUGUUUGUCGUACGAGUUCUAAUAAAAACAAAUGAGAACGA